AUGUCUCUCGUGAGAGCUCGAAGCGUCGCCUGCUUCCGAGCAGGCAGGCUUGCCGCUCCUGUCAACGCUCGUUUUGUCUCAAACUCCACUGAAGCGCCGGUCAAGACCAGCCCUUCCGAGGCGCCGACCACGCCUCAGACCGAGAGCUCCCUGAUCAGGAAGGAGAGUCCUUCAGAAGCAAUGGCUCGUCAUCAGCCAGAUUAUAAUGCGACCAUUGACCAUGGCACAUCGACCUUCUCGCCUGUACCGAAGCGUGUUAUGGAUGGCAGCGAACCCGGUGAUGUUGUGGCUGCUGCAGUCCUGUCUGGAGCGCCAACCGACCUCCAAGCCCGGACUGUCAGAAUCUACAAGCCGUCGAAGCCCGCAACGCAAUCUGGGACCUGGCAUAGCCACCAUUGGCGGAUGGACUGGGAUCCUUUGCCGAAGGGUUACCGAUGGGAAAACCCUCUGAUAGGCUGGCAGUCAUCUGCUGAUGCCAUGCAGGGCACCCACUUGAACUUCAAGACCAAGGAGGAUGCGAUACUGUUUGCACAGAAGCAAGGCUAUGAAUAUUAUGUUCAGGAGCCCAAUGAGCGCAAGUUUGUCCCCAAGGCUUACGCAAACAACUUCCUGCAUUCGCCGAAGAAGCUCAAGCACAUCAGAACAAAAUGA
Messenger RNA from Rasamsonia emersonii CBS 393.64, 651 nucleotides. RefSeq names its product NADH:ubiquinone reductase (H(+)-translocating). The transcript has 3 exons. Gene Ontology annotation, biological process: electron transport chain. Bases 1 to 651 code for a protein of 216 amino acids. NCBI's taxonomy places the organism in Eukaryota, Fungi, Ascomycota, Eurotiomycetes, Eurotiales, Trichocomaceae. The record is from RefSeq and is a predicted model, not a curated record.